This is a messenger RNA of Trichomycterus rosablanca, 5799 nucleotides long. It is a transcript of the gene esyt1a, whose product is annotated as extended synaptotagmin-like protein 1a. Gene Ontology annotation, cellular component: endoplasmic reticulum membrane; extrinsic component of cytoplasmic side of plasma membrane. Gene Ontology annotation, biological process: lipid transport. Lineage: Eukaryota; Metazoa; Chordata; Actinopteri; Siluriformes; Trichomycteridae. Gene Ontology annotation, molecular function: phosphatidylethanolamine binding; phosphatidylcholine binding; calcium ion binding. The transcript has 31 exons. Bases 24 to 3239 code for a protein of 1071 amino acids. The record is from RefSeq and is a predicted model, not a curated record.
CAGAGCCGGGGCUGGACGUGGCGAUGCGGGGAGAAGAUGCGGAGGAGCCGCCGGCUCCUGCUGAUCCAGCCGCGAAUCACGUCGUGUCGGUGCUGCUUUCUUUCGGGAAGUGUCUCGGGGCUCUGCUGCCUGUUUACCUGGCUGGUUAUUUCGGAUUCAAUCUUACUUUGGUUCUGUUCGGCCUCGCUGUGUAUAUGGCAUGGAAACAACACCGGGACGACAAGAGGAGUCGCCUGAACAGUGCCAUGUAUUUACUGGAGAAUGAGAAACACUACACAACUACACGGGUAUACAAGAGCAAAAAGGAACUACCAGCUUGGGUUGACUUCCCAGAUGUGGAGAAAGUUGAAUGGCUGAAUAAGAUCUUGCAUCAAGCCUGGCCUUUUGUGGGUCAGUAUUUGGAGAAGCUGAUGUUGGAGACAAUUGCCCCUGCGAUCAGAUCCUCCAACUCUCAUCUUCAGACUUUCAGCUUCACUAAAGUGGACCUGGGAAGCAAGGCUUUGAAGGUGGUUGGUGUGAAGGCCCACACUGAGCAUAAUAAGCGCCAGGUGUUGCUGGACCUACAUAUCAGCUUUGCUGGCAAUGUGGAGAUUAACGUAGAGGUAAAGAGGUUCUUCUGCAAAGCUGGUGUAAAAGGAAUUCAGCUCCAUGGAAAACUGAGAGUGAUCCUGGAGCCGCUGAUUGGAGACGUUCCACUUGUGGGAGCGAUCACGAUGUUUUUUAUCCGGAGACCUAAGCUGAGUAUUAACUGGACCGGACUCACCAAUUUAUUAGACAUUCCAGGACUGAAUACCAUGUCGGACACCAAGGUCUUGGACACUAUCGCCUCUUUCCUGGUGCUUCCCAACCGCAUCACAGUCCCUUUGGUGGCCGAUCUGCACGUCGCACAGCUUCGCUCCCCACUCCCGCGGGGAAUAGUUCGAAUACAUCUGCUGGAAGCUGAGAACCUGGCUGCCAAGGAUAACUACAUUAAAGGUGUGAUUGCUGGCAAGUCAGACCCGUAUGCCGUGCUGAGGGUGGGCACUCAGACCUUCACUUCAAAACAUGUGGACGACGAUCUGAACCCACAGUGGAGGGAAAUGUAUGAGGUGAUAGUUCAUGAGGUCCCAGGUCAGGAACUGGAAGUGGAGGUGUUUGAUAAAGACCACGAUAAGGAUGACUUCCUAGGGAGGAUGAAGUUGGACUUGGGUGUUGUAAAGAAAGCACGAGUUGUGGAUGAGUGGUUUAAUCUGAAAGAUACAGCAUCCGGAAAGGUUCAUCUCCGACUGGAGUGGCUCUCGCUGCUGCCCUCUGCGGAGCAUCUUAGUGAGGUCGUUCGAAAGAACCAGAACCUGGCCACUUCCAGUACGAAUUCAAAUCCUCCAUCAGCAGCCAUGUUGACCGUGUACCUGGAUCGGGCCCAGGAUCUACCCAUAAAGAAAGGCAAUAAAGAACCCAGUCCUGUGGUUCUUCUUUCUGUGCAGGAUGCUACCAAAGAGAGCAGGCUUGUUUAUGGGACGACCAAUCCAGUGUGGGAGGAUGCCUUUACAUUUUUCAUUCAGGACCCUUCAAAGCAAGAGCUUGACAUUCAGGUGAAAGAUGAGGACAGGUCAGUUACUCUGGGUACUCUGUCCAUCUCUCUGCUUCGCUUGCUCUCCGUUGCUGAACUCCACCUGGAUCAGUGGUUUCAGCUUGACAAGUCAGGUCCUGCUAGUCGUAUCUACAUGAAGGUCAUACUGAGGGUCCUUUAUCUGAAUGAAGAUGCCAUCCCUGUUAGCCCAGUAUCCCCAGAUCCCUCCAACCCAUUUUCUGAUGAAGGAGAGGAAGGUAUCACAGCGGAUAUGAUAUCAAAAACUACAGCGAUGUCACGGCCAGAACACACCAGCCCAAAUGCCAGUUUUGCCACAGAGGGUGUUCUCAGGAUCCACUUGGUAAAGGCCCAGGACCUUGUAGCUAAAGAUACCUUCAUGGGAGGCAUGGUAAAAGGCAAAAGCGACCCCUAUGUGAAGAUCCGAGUGGGAGGGUCGACCUUUAAGAGCCUGGUGAUAAAGGAGAACCUUAACCCAGUGUGGAAUGAAUUUUAUGAGGUCAUUCUCACUGCUAUUCCGGGCCAGGAGGUUCAGUUUGAGCUUUACGAUAAAGACUUGGAUACGGACGACUUUCUUGGCAGGUUUAAGAUGAGUCUAAGUGAGCUCAUUAGCUCACAGUUUACUGAUCAGUGGUACACUCUGAAUGAUACAAAAUCAGGACGGGUUCAUGUAGUGAUGGAAUGGGUGCCAAGGGUUUCAGACCCAUCCAGACUGGAACAGAUCUUGCACUACCAUUCUCAGCAGUCGUUUGUGAAUAAAGCAGUGCCUGCUGCAGCUAUCCUCUUCGUGUAUGUUGAGCGAGCACAUGCUCUGCCUUUGAAGAAGAGCGGAAAUGAGCCGGCGGUGGGAGUAGAGCUGAUACUCAAAAAAACCUCCUACAAAACUAAAGUUGCUGAUCGCUCGAAAGCUCCACGUUGGGAUGAAACGUUCUGUUUUCUGAUCUAUAAACCCAAAGAAGAAAUACUUACUGUCAAACUGUCUCAUAACUGGGCGCAGCCUCUGGGUGCACUGGUACUGCCUGUGAAUGAUAUAUUAAAGGAGCCAGGCCUGGUGCUGGAUCGGUGGUUCAACCUGGACGGAGCUCUGCCUGAAAGUCAGAUACUGUUACGAACAGAACUCAAGCUGCUUCAUUCAAAGUUGGCACAAUGUGACAGCAGUCCCAGUCACAUGGAGGAGAAGGAGCAUAUCAUCCCCAGUGCAGAGGCAUCAGUCGCAGCCAAUCAGGAGCUCAGACACAGGACAGUCUCCACCCAUGGAAGGGAAGACGGGAAAGGCAGUGGACGUGGUCAGGUGAAACUGACUAUUGCUUACUCUACCGAGGACAACAGACUGGUCAUCAUUGUCCACGCCUGCUGGAACUUGCCAUCCUGCAGCAAGGAUGGCUCCGAUCCAUACGUCUCCUUCGUCCUCCUGCCAGACAAGAACAAGAGCACCAAAAGAAAGACCAGCAUCAAGAAGCGAGACCUCAAUCCUAAUUUCAGUGAGAGGUUUGAUUUUGAGAUCUCACUGGAGGAGGCCAUGCAGAAAUCCCUCGAUCUGUCUGUCAAAAACGGUGGUUCUUUUAUGAGCCGGGAGAAAGAGCUCAUUGGCAAGCUGCAGUUAAAUCUGAAUCAUUUUGAUCUCAAGACAGCAGAACCCAGGUGGUAUGAUUUAACAGACGAGACCAAGUAAUCUGACCUUUGAAGGAUUGCAUCGACAGUCGACAAUGCCUUCAGUCUGUUCACGCUGUGUCUCCUGUGCUGUACAGCUCUCACCUGCAUGCUGCAAGAUUCCCUCUACCUGUAGAGCUUAAUGCACUGGCACGGGUAAAAUGAAAGUUCUAUGCUGUGAUAUGAUGCUGUUAUUACUGUAGUUACCAGCAAUAUUUCAUGCUUUAUUGACCUGCAUAUUGUUCCUGUUAGUGCACGCCAGCAGAAUUCUAUGUGCCAUCGUGACCAAAAGCGUACCAAAAAGUUAAGGAAUUAAGACCUUGUUUUGAGUCUCAAUGGAAAAGACUGAAAUGCUGCUCAGUGUAGAUGGAAGGCCAAAAGUCUGAGAUCACUAGUGAACAUGCUUUAGUUGUGCAUUUUUCUAGAAUUUAAUACUGAUGGUUUGAUUAUAAAUCAUAUAAUCGACAUGACAAUUGAAGUCAAAUGUCAAAUCUUUUAGAACGUCCUAGUAUUUGGUAUAAUGUAAUGACAACGUGUACUCGAGUCAGCAUGGAAUCAGUAAGUGUUAUCCCAGCAUGAUUUCACAAUAUUCCAAAAAGCACCUUGGUGUUACUGAAUGCUUGGCUUUUCUGUUGCAUUAAUGCUUGACAGGUUGGAGGUCAGGUUACUGUUGAUGUAGAACAACAGCCAGCUUUCCUUGAUCUUUUUUGGUCCUCAGGUGGUUGUUGCAAGCUUUAAGGUUUGAGAUUCGUAAUGAGAAACUUAGCUUUGCAUUCCAAAAAUGCUAAGCAGCAGCAUUUUCUCUAGUUGUGUCAGACUUUUGGCCCAACUUUAUGUUGUUUAAGCAUCAACAAUUUUAAAAUUUUUGUUGUUUUUGUUGUUUUUGAUGUUUAAUCAUGUGACAUCAUGAUGACAAGAUUUCUAUGGGUCAAUUUUGUGCAGCUUUAGUUUUAUACUUCUACUUAAAUGCUUAGUUAAUGUGUUGUUCUUUAAAAUAAUAGAGUAGUUUUAUAUAUUGUUAUUGUUGCUUGAUAAUCUGGUAAAAGUGUUGCACAGCUUUAAAUAAUAAUAUACAUUCAAGUUUUAACGCACAGGCUAUGUUCAUACAGAAGAGCACUGCUGAAUGAUCAGUUUCUUUGGGUUUAUAGGCACGUGUUCAAGGUCUAUAACCUACUACCAAUAUUUCUCCCAGUCCAAAUAAAAAAGGUCAUUUGGAGCAUUUAUUUGCUGGGAUUAAACACCGGUCAAAAUAACAAAAAAGACUCAGUGUUUUCAUACCUUCUAACACUUGGCUGUACUUAAUAGCUUUCAGGUUUCAGAGGUUUUAAUGGGCUUUAGGUCUAUAGAUUUGGCUGGCCAUGACAGGUUUUUGAUUUGGUAUUCCUCCCUUCACAUGUUGAAUGACCUGGCUGUGUGGCAUGGGGCAUUGUACUGCUCUGUUUUUCCAGAGUUAGGGGACGCUGUCAGAGCAGAAGGGUGCAAGUUUACCUAUAAACUUUGUAUUUGGUUUGAUUCAUGCAUCUUUCACAAAGAUACAUCUGGCUGCUUCUAGCUUUCCAGAAGGACCCCCAUCACCAGUCCUCCACCAAAUUUUACAGUGGGUCCGAGUCCUGUGGCCUGUAGAUCUCUUCAGGUCUAUAACCAGUAAAUGUUGCUUUGGCCAAGCUCAAAAUUGGACUCAUCAGAGAUGACCUUAUUUCAAUCCUCUACAAUCUGACCUUAUGGUCUUUUACAAACCUCAGCCAGGCUCUUCUUUGAUAAAGGGCUCACACCAUCCUCAUAGUGCAUUUAUCCCACCUGCCAUUUGUCAUUUUUUGGCAAAUACCUUGGUGGUGGUGAUGCUUGACUUAGCUCCCCAUUGUCUUUGAAAUGUUGUGGAUGAAAGCAACCUGACCCUAACUGUAUCCCUUUGAUUCAUCUUCACCUUCAACUUUUCCAAUCAUGGACUGAUUAAUAUAUAUAAUUUUUCUUCUAUUCCAAAAACUUUUGAGGUACUACUAGCACUCCUUUUGCCACCCAGUUGGUUACAUUCCAAGAGAAUAAUUGAUGAGCACAGCAGUGUGUUAUACCCCACAAUCAGAUUAAAGCUGCCUGUCUCAACAUAGUCUACGAUCUCUUCUGAGUUCAGCUAUUGCUGAUGUUACACUGGCUUUAACCUCACACAUCCUCUACAGUUUGCUGUUUACUGUACACUGUGUUGACUACUACAUGAAAGAGUUUAUUUACCUGUAUGUAUCAGAAGUGUUACAUGAUGCCUUAUGGCUGAAUUUUGAGUUUUACAAUGUCUUUAUUUCAGCUUCAGAUCAUUUCAGAAAAUCCAAAACUUGUCGAUCACUGUGCUUAACGUAUCUAUUCCAAAUGACUUUAUGAGGAGGGGGCGUAGAUAGUUUUGUAAAGUGCCAUGAGACCAAUUCACCAGCUAGAGUUUAAGUAAUAUUGUAAAAUGUUGGUAGGAUUUGUGUUAAUUUUGUUUAAAAUGUACUUUUUUGGAUGAACACAAGCAAUGAUGGUUACAGUAUGUUUACACUGUUACUGAACGUCUAUAAUGCUGUUUAAUUAAAGAUGCUUUUUGCACUUUUGAA